AUGGCAUCGAAAUGCAUAGGUGAUUGUGUAAACAUCAAAAACAAUGCCAUUUGUGUCCGGCCUGGUAGAACUCACGCCAAAAUUCACAAGUGGCCGAUGGCUGAGGUAGAGUUCGUACAGUCUAUCAGCCAAGACGGUAGUCCGCGUCGUACUACGGCGGUGGAAAGUUUAUCUUGUAGGCAAAUGUAUCUUAGGAGCUAUACGUUCUCAAGAAAAGAGGAGAACGAAGACGGUGGCGGAGGAGCAGGGAGGAAGAAGUUGGCGAAGAAAGAUAUGAGGACGAGUAAAAGGGCGUCACUUAAGGGAUUUGUGGUCCGAUUCACAUGGAAAUGUUUGUCUUGUACUUGCCCUAAUAAGUUUGAUCUUAAACAGUGA
This is a messenger RNA of Arabidopsis thaliana (thale cress), 375 nucleotides long. RefSeq lists its product as uncharacterized. The coding region runs from base 1 to 375 and encodes 124 amino acids. The record is from RefSeq and is marked reviewed. NCBI's taxonomy places the organism in Eukaryota, Viridiplantae, Streptophyta, Magnoliopsida, Brassicales, Brassicaceae. The transcript has a single exon.